Lates calcarifer (barramundi perch) is the source of this 4325-nucleotide messenger RNA. RefSeq names its product RAB33B, member RAS oncogene family a (gene rab33ba). Bases 266 to 994 code for a protein of 242 amino acids. The record is from RefSeq and is a predicted model, not a curated record. NCBI's taxonomy places the organism in Eukaryota, Metazoa, Chordata, Actinopteri, Centropomidae. The transcript has 2 exons. Gene Ontology annotation, cellular component: Golgi apparatus; endosome. Gene Ontology annotation, biological process: Rab protein signal transduction. Gene Ontology annotation, molecular function: GTPase activity; GTP binding.
AGAAGAGACUAACGUGGACAACACAGUACGUGGCUUGCCAGCUGUGAACUGGCAGUGUUUACUGCAUGUUGUGGUCCUCAGACACAGACAGUGGAUGUGAGCUGGGACAGCUGAGCGUCGACUGAAAACUCGGAGACUCUGACGUCUGUGAAUUUUGUCACAGAACCCAUACCGACGGAGGCCUUCUAGCGACGCCGCCACCUGCAGCAGAAGGGGCGGCUGUUAAAAAAAUCUCUCCCCGCUGACCCUUCAGUCUGUCGGUGAUAUGGCGGAAAGCGGGUCGUCGGUUGAAUUUUCCGGCUCCCUGACGAGCUCCACUCUUCCACCGCCGAGGACCCGCAUUUUCAAAAUCAUCGUGAUCGGGGACUCGGGGGUCGGAAAGACGUGCCUCACCUACCGCUUCUGUGCCGGCAAGUUCCCCGAGAAGACCGAGGCCACGAUCGGGGUGGACUUCAGGGAGAGGCUGGUCGAGAUUGACGGCGAGAAAAUCAAGAUCCAGCUGUGGGACACUGCAGGCCAGGAGCGCUUCAGGAAGUCCAUGGUGCAGCACUACUACCGCAACGUGCACGCCGUUGUCUUUGUCUACGAUGUCACCAAUGCUGCUAGCUUUCGUAGCCUCCCUGCCUGGAUUGAGGAGUGCAAGCAGCAUGCUCUGGGCACAGAGGUACCCAGAAUCCUAGUUGGAAACAAGUGUGAUCUCCAAGACUCCAUCCAGGUGGGCACGGACGUGGCGCAGCAAUUUGCAGACGCCCACUCCAUGCCUGUGUUUGAGACGUCUGCAAAAAACCCAAGCAGCCAUGGAGAUGGGAGCUAUGGCAGUGGAAACAGUGACCAUGUUGAGGCUAUUUUUAUGACAGUGGCCCACAAGCUGAAGUCUCAGAAGCCUCUGGUGUUGAGCCAGCCAUCCGGGGGAUCAGGUGGCACCAUCAGCCUGAGCAGUGGGAUGAAUGAUGGGGGCGAUGGGGCCCGGAGCUGGGGCUGCAGCAGCUGCUGAGGGAGGAAGAUGGAGGGAAGGAAGGAAAAAGCGAGACAACUUCAGCUUCAGGCUGUGCAAGGCCAGUGAAAUAGAAGAUGGAGGGAGCUGAGGAAAGAGUGGAGGUCUAGAAAAGAGUGGGCCGCACAAAAUGGCUUCACAAUCAGAACAACACAUAGAUGAAUGUCUCAAUUUGAAGACAAUACAUUUUUCCAAUGCUUAUGCUUGAGUUUAUAAAACUUUACAUGGUUUGGGGCAGUAUGUAUAGUGUGAUAGUAUGUUUUAUGAAGCGCCAAAAUCUAUUGCUCAUAGAAAUGAUCUUGUAAGUCCAGAGCCUGCACCACUGUUUGUAUCUGAACUCUCUUGAGUCAUGUGAUAUGAAAAACCAGUCCAGAUAGAACCGGGAUCAUCUGGUGUAAUGCAGCAGCUGUGGUCAGGAAACAGAACAGAUUUACUGCAGUGUGACCUGGAUGUUAUCUUGUCAUGCAGACAAAAUAACACAAUGCGUUAUUACAUAAUACAAUCUGUGACAUUGUUUUUGGCCAUAAUUAGUGUCAAUGCAGCACUGACUGCAUUAUAUGAAAAAGUGUUUGAGUUAUGUGGCCCAGCCCUUGUUGUUCUCAUCACUAUAUGCAGCACAUUAUACUCUACAGGUGCUGGAGUUGAUAUGGUUUUAGUUGAACAGUUUCAUUAAAGGUACCCUCUUGAGUUUUCUACUAAACAAACACAUUUACAUUUACUGUCUCUCACCAAACACAAACACACUGAAUUCAGUUCAUUGUCUAUGAAUAAAUGUAGUGAAGAUGUUAGUGCCAACAACAGUUAAUAGCUGGAACAGCACUGAAAUCAACCUGCAUUGUGUCACCAGUGAGUAGAUGUAAACCAAAUGUUAAUAAAAACUUUGCUCCAUAAUGAUGACUUACAGUGGUCCAGAACUCCACAGGGUGCCUUUAAGUGUGGCUGCUUUAGAUCUACAGAUUCAAAGUCUUGUUUGUAACAGUGAAGUCUGUCAGCUGAUUCAAACAGUGACUUAAGUGAUCACUCAGUAAAGGGAAUCCUCAGUUAUAGUCUUAUUGCUUGUCAGAAGCUGAGUUGUCCCUGCAGCUCUGGGCAAAUGGAAGGGCUGAUCUGGAGAUGUCAGACAUGACAGGCUGAGUGACUUAAUGCUCAGACAGAGCAUGGUCUCACUGGGAGCCUAUGAUGAGCUGCUGGGCUCCCUUUAACCUCCCUUCUUCCAGUUUUCCCUUAACUGUAUUAUUAUGUAUAUGCAUACAUGACCCUGUUACUUAAGGUCAUAAAACUCUAAUUUGAAACAGAGCCCACCUUAAAGCCCUUAUCAUGUUAGUGGCCCCUGGUCCAACUGUCUGUUUACCAUAGUUUAUAAUCCCAACUGGAGUCAGUGAUUCAGCUGAAAAGGUGUUUCAUCUGAUGUGUUUGGUUCAGUCAGGUCAUGUAAUUAUUGUGGGCUGGUUCAGGGCAGGUCAGAAUGUGAGAAGUAAAGGUCACUUUACAGAAGCUAGCAGGCCAGUUACAGCCUCACAUCACAGAGGAGCCAGUCCUACUAAUGAGUCAAAAAGACUUGUCUUUGGCCAAUGAAACUAUUUCUCAAGACCAGUUCAUGUCUUUUUAACAUCAGAGGACACUUCACAGACACUUUGUGUAGUUAGUGGUUUGCAGGUAGAGUGGAGUGUUUUUGACCAUGUUGAAAGGAAAAUAGUUGUCAUCCUCUCAGUUCUUAAUGGUCAAGGAACUGAACUUCUGUACAACAGUACAGAUGAACUGUCAGGUUUGUGUUAAAUCCUGACCAGUCACUGAAUCAUUUUUAGUGGCACAACCCUCAUGUUACCUUCCAGCUCAACACAGUGAGGUACACAAAUUUAACCUGGGAAAAAAGAGUGCAAAGUAUAAGAUUACUGCUUGGCACUGACAGAUGUCCUCAGUCAAAUUAUCAGAGAAGACGUCAUGUUGUAACAUCCCCAGUCAGCUCAAGCCAGCCAGUACAGCAAAUAUAUUCAACCUUCAGACCUACACUGUGGUAUGUCAUUGUGAAUGACAGGUACUGCGAUUGAUCCCCUCCCAUCAUAAAGCACCAGAAAAGCUCACUGAGGCUAUAAUCCAUUUUUUUAAAAUAAUUGUUCAAAAUAUCAACUUAGAAGGUGAGGGUAUGUCAGUUCUGUCACUGCCUCCAGGUGGAAAACUGGACUGGACAAAACUCUUAGUUAUUGCAGGUUCAAAUGAAGACAUCUACUCCUGAGUGACAGUGCCUUUGUUUAAAUCAGUUUGUUAGCAUCCAGUACCAGAGCUAUCACUCACUGUGACAGCUCUUUGUAACAUGUGAUGUUGUCCUGUAACAGUUAAGGUGAACACAGCACUAGUCUCCCCAGAGUAAUGUGUACUCCUUUAAACCAUAUCUGCCAACAGGCUGCUCUUUGAGCCUGCUGUUCAUUGUUGCACUCUGGUGGGGGAUUUACCAGGAAUCUCCUGUCAACUUGAUGAUAAAGAAUUCAAAGGGAACCUGAAAGAAUGGAGUUCAGAAAAAGAAAGAUUUUAGACACUGUUAGCCUGUUCCCUCUUCUGCACAGAAAAGGUUUUUAAUAACCAGACUGGUAAACAUUAGUAUUGUGUAGGUUAGCCAGUCAGUCAGACAGUGAAAACACUUCCCUGUCACUGUGUAUCAGGCUGUGUGGUGUGCACCUCUUCACGUACAUGGAUGCCUAUACCCACUACUUAUCCUGUAUGUAAGCUUGUGAUACAAUAUUGGGCAUGUCUCUUGUAUGAUAAAAGCUCAUAUUAACUCUUUCUAAGCCAUGAUACAGCACAGUGUUGGUUUGCAGCUCUGUCUUUGUGGUUGUGGAUGUUUGUUGUGGCCACAGCUGGCCCUGUGGCUCUCCCUGAUCACUCCCAGGCUAUGCUGUUGGUUAACGUCAAACCAAACGACCUUCUCUCAGGACUCACUGUUCAGAGGAUAUGCACACAGAAGGCCUGUGCUGACUGCAUCUCUGUGGCCUGUCAGCAGUGUGACAACAGAGGAAGACAUCAUGUGGGUGUUUUAUAGUUUGUGCUUUCUCUUCUUCUUUAAGUGUCCUCUGUUUAGGAUAAAUGCUCCCCCCUCCACCUUCACACUCGGUCCUGUAGUUUACUUUGCCUUACUUCUGUUCACUACAGCCAUGAAUAACAGCAAACACUGCUACUGUACCUCUCAUUGAAAAUGCUGAGAAAGAAAACUCUCAGUUACAGAAUGGUAUUUAUUCACAGUGACUAAUGAAUGAAUCUACUAGGGAUGAGGGAAUAAAGGAGUCACUUGCAAUGGUUUUGUCAUGUGUAACCUUGCAAUAAACUACCCUGAACAUUU